This is a messenger RNA of Ruditapes philippinarum (Manila clam), 6038 nucleotides long. RefSeq lists its product as uncharacterized. Gene Ontology annotation, molecular function: protein binding. Gene Ontology annotation, cellular component: cytoplasm; nucleus. The transcript has 29 exons. The record is from RefSeq and is a predicted model, not a curated record. NCBI's taxonomy places the organism in Eukaryota, Metazoa, Mollusca, Bivalvia, Venerida, Veneridae. The coding region runs from base 404 to 4690 and encodes 1428 amino acids.
GUACUUUAAAACAAUAUUUACCUAGUGAAUGGUGCGUCUGACAGCAUUGUCUUAUAAACGUCGUGAAUCUAGAUGAUAUAAAUCAUAAUCAUUGUGAGCUGGCAGUGAAAUAAUGCAAAUUCUAAAUUAAUAAAAUAAAUGUGGCGUCAACGUGGAUCCCAUGCGUGCUACGUCAUAGAUGCCUUGCCUUCCUAAACGCGAAUUUGAUUGGCUUUUGACUUUGGUACAGUUACAACAAAUACUCUGAUUGGCCGAAAUAUCUCUGUAUACGGAUAUCUACGGUGUUUAUACAAAAAUGCCGGUGAGAAACGAUAUUACCGAAGUUUCGCUUCAAACGGAAUUAUUUGAACACCAUUGCUAUUGAAACAUAAUCUAUAGCCUGUAGACAGAUUGAAAAAGUAGGAUGUCUUUGAGAACAAAGAUUAACGGGUUCACAGCGUGGGUGAAUCUACGCCUAACCCCCUAUAAUCAGCUGCUCAACAAUGUUUUGAUGGAUCUACUGACAGGGACACACAUGAAAUACCUGUUAGAGAGUUUUACAGGAAGUCACCUGAAAGGUCUUGAAAACUUGGAUGGAUUGACAGAUCAGCAGAAACAAACCAGAAUAGAUUGGGUGGUUGAAGAACUAAAGAAAAAGAAUGUGAUAGCUGAAGAUGUUUUUGUUGAUACAAGGUUGUUUGCAAUGAGAAGUGCAGAUCAUGUGUUCAAUCUGUUAUGGAGACUGAUAAGCCAUGACAUAUGGUUUGUGUGGGAGAGAGCAGAGUUUCUACAAGUAGAUGAUCCUGAUAUUCUUACACAAGUUCAUUUCACUUGGACACCAGAACCUCCCCCAAAGAAAAAGAAAUCAAAAAGUAAACAGAAGAAAUCAUUGCUGUCAGGAUUUGGUGCGUCUAUAACAACAGAUGAAAAACCGGAAAAACCCGACGAUAAAAGAAGAGGUACUCAAAUUUGUUGGAACUUUGGGGCAGGUGAGAGAAAUCCUGUAAAACCGAUGAACAUAAAUGUGAAAAGUUCUGCAGAAGAGGAAUUGAAACAAUCCAGUAGUCUAACAUCUAGUGAUCCCCAAGGUGAAUCAGCCUGUUAUAUGGACAAGGAUUACCUUGCUGAGAAUCAGCUGGAUACAGAGGCAAAAGAAGAUAUAAAUGAUUCACAAGAUAAUGAGAUAAGCAGAGUAUGUAAUGAAGUUUCUGAGAGAGAUAUGACUAGGUAUUCAGAUGACAUCAAAUUCACCUAUACUCAAAAAGAUGACACCAAUAUUGAAAAAGAUGACCUUGAUACUCAAACAGAUGAUAACUCUGAUCAGUCAGAACUUGAUAGUAAACCAUUGGUUAGUAUAUUUAUGGUACCAUUAAAAGAUCCUGAUGAUUCAGAUGAAGAUAUGACCACAUUUUCUGGCAGGUAUUCUCCUUGGCUUCUAGAAGAACUAGAUUCUGACGAGGAUGAUACAGCAAAUGAUUCAGUUCUUGAAAUUCUUCAAGAGAGAAGUAACUCAGCUGCUGCAGACAAUACAGGUAACGUAAUAGUUGAUGAUGACAGACCUGAUAAAACAAAAUUAGACUUGGACACUGAAAUUAAAGCAAGACAGAAUGCAAUAGCUGAAGAGAAAGAAUGUAUUUCUAUGAUUAAAGUUGAAAAUAACACACAAUUUACAAAAGAUGAACAUUUGACAAUGGAAUUUAAACAGGUGAAUAAAGAAGAAUCCAAGAACAGCAAUCCAAAAGAAACCUCACCUGAUAAUCAUGUUGAAAACCAUAAACCAUCAAGAAUGACUAAAACUAAAUCACACAGAAAGGGUAAAAGAUCCAGUUCCAGGGGAAGAAGGAACUCACUGAAAAAAAUCACUGUGAUGCAUUUGGAGGAAAAUAAUUGUCAAAAAGAAACAAAAAGUGUUACAUUUGAAGAUGAGGAAGAUUUAAUAUCUAAUGUUAACAAAAACCAUCAAGAAACAGUUGUUGAAGAAGUGAAUCAAGCAGAGAGUGAUGAUGAUGAGAAAUGGAUCAAGUUCCCUAACGCGGAGUAUAUGAAAGGUUUUAAGAAGAAACAGAGAAAUCCGGAUGAUUACCCUCCACCUGAAGAUUGUAUUCUUGAAAUGAUCAAUUACCAACUAAAGCAUCAUUUUGACUCCACCCGUCACCCUUCAUCGGUAACUCGAGAUGGAAAAGGUUUAUUUUGCUAUAGUAUAGAUGAUUUUGUAGACAGCCGAGUUUUAUGUGCCUUAGUGAAUUCCUUCGUGCCAAAUACCUUCACUGCCGACCUCUUGCUUAAUGACAGAUGGACAAUAAACUUGGCCUUGAAAACUGCAGAGAAAAUGUUUUAUGCUGAGACCCCAUUUGCUGCUGAAGAUCUUGUUGAGGCUGAACCUAUGGCAGUUUGUGCAUAUUUUGCAUUUUUCCUCAUGGUGGCGUACAGAUAUAGGCAGACUACAGCAGUGGUCAACCGUGUUGAUUUUAUAAACAUGUUGAUACGUGAGUGUAAUCAUGAACUGGAGAAGUUUCCACCAAUUAUCUCUAACAUGCAGGAGUUACAGCGUAGGAAAGAUAUAAAACAACAAUUAGACAGACAUAGACAAGCUAUUGAGAAUCUGGAGAAGAAAUAUGACGUGGAUUUCUGUAGGAAGUGGGUACAGCAUGUGGAACAUGUGCAAAAUGAGUUGAGACGAGAAAUCAGAGACAAGAUGCGUGAGAGAUUUGAAACUGUUGAAGUACCCAGAAAUAUCACAAUCAAUGACUUCUGUCUAGCUGCUGUAAUCAAUCUGAGUUUGAGUAAUGGAUGUGGGUUUUACCUCUCAACUGCGAAGGAAAACUUGAGUGAGGGUCGUAGAUUAGUUCUUAGAAGGAAAGAGAAUGGAGAAUUUAUUGAAGACUUCACAAACAAAUCAAAAACGAGUAUAAAGGAUGCUUUACACAUUCAUGAAAUACCUGGUCAAGUGUUGGAGGUCAACCCUGAAGAUUACCCAGACUUUGAGUUUUACUUUGAGGCACAGAGCCGGAACAAACAGCUGAAAACGGGAAGUUUCUUCUUGUAUCAGGUGUUCCCCGGCAACACAUCUACCUGGCAACGGCUGUUUAUCAAAAGUGCACGAGAUUGCGAGUACGAGACUGUAGAAAAAAUGAUUGGGUUCUUCCGAGAAGAUUCUAGUUUCAUCAACUGCCGAGAACCAAAAACUGGCAAUACUGCACUGCAUUUAGCUUGUAGAAUGGGACAUUUUGAUAUAGUCCGGUUGCUUCUAGAGAACGGAGCAAACUUUGAUAUCAAGAAUAACUUCCGAUGUGCACCUAUCAACUUGGCUAUAGAGUCAUUACAGAGGAAAAUAUGUCAUUAUUUGAUAGAAUGGGGAUGUGAUGUUCACAGUAAAAAUGUAAAAGGACAAACAGUUCUAGAGACAAUAAAAAAUGAUGACUUUAAAAGAAAUCUCAUGGAGUUAUAUGACUUUUAUUCUGACUGUGUACCAAAGAUAAUGGGUGGAGAUAUGAAUUUACUGGAUCAGGUGGUAGCAGAUCAUGCCUCAGGUGCUCAAGAAUUUUGCUGUCUCAGGAGUAGAGUUAUCAAUGGUAGUACGUUGUUACACACGGCAGCAUAUUACGGACAUAUUCCUGCCAUCAAGGAACUACUGUCACUACGUGUUGAUAUUAAUAUUAGAGAUUAUAAAGGAGCUACACCAUUGCAUAGAGCAAAAAGUCCAGAAAUCAUGGAGCUUCUUCUGGAAGCUGGGGCACAUGUGAAUGCUGAAGAUUCAGAGAGUAACACUCCACUGCACGUGAAAUGUUAUGGUGAAACAGGAAAGCCAUCAGAUAUUGAAUGUAUCCAGAUGUUACUUAACAAAAAUGUCAGCCUUAAUAUCAGGAAUAGCAGGGGGUUGAUGCCGAUUCAUUGCUGUGUAAUGCAAGGUCGUAUAGAUGUGAUGCAACUGUUAAUGAACCAUGACAAAAAUAACGCCAUAGCAACAGCAUUGAGUAAAGAAAAUGACAAGAAACCUCCAAGCCUCUUACAUCUUGCCUUAGCCAAUGAUUUCCCUGACUGUGCUGAAUGGUUACUGGCCAAUGGUUUCCAGUUUAAGGAGAAAGAACAGGAUAUUUUGAUGAGAAGAAUUUUAACUGAACAAAUUAAGUUAGAGAAAAGAGCUGAGGCUAUCAAGUUUUUGUUAGACAACGGAGCUGAACCAAGUCCAAAAUAUCCUGGUGGAAAUUCAGCGCUACAUUAUGCAGCUAGUUUGUCAGGGACUAGUGAUGUUCUAGAACUGUUAGUAAUGUACAAGGCAGAGAUUGAUGCAGUCAAUGAGGAUGGCUGUACUCCACUCUUCUUUGCUACCCAGUCUAACAACAAAUUUGCUGCUUGUGUAUUGAUAGAACAGGGAGCCAAUGUCAGACAAAAAAAUACACAAGGUCUCACAGCGUUUGACUACAUUAUAGAUUUUGAGGAUUGGAUAGAGUGUGGGUAUUUCAAUGAAGAAGUAAAGGCAAGACUAAAAGCAUACAAUUUGAAGCAUGCCAGGGAUUUGAUCAGGGCUAUAUCAAAACGUGUUAAACCUGGCCCACUGCCAAUGAUAAGACAUGAUUUAAUGAGUAAGUCGACGUUCUCCAUGCAGGCGUCACAUGGUACGACCCAUUACAGAACCGGAACAUCAAUGUCACGUCACAAAAUGUUACCUCCAGUUAGCGGCGGUGCAACUCCAAAAUACCUGAUGUUCUAACAGCUCAAAACUUGUGUGUUUGUAUGUAUAUGUAUAUCUUCAUAGAUACAAAUGAUAUAUUUUUAUAGAUUAUGUCACACUUAAGCAACAUUACAUUAAGGAAGUUGCGAUCUUCCAUAUGCAAUAUUACAAGAUUAGGUUUACAUAAAUUGAAAAGAUGAAGACGUCUUAUUAAGACUUUAAAUUGAAGAAUUGUGUACAGUUUUAUAUGUUUUAAGAAUCCUUCACGAAAACCAUUUUUAGUGAAUCAAAACCUGGAUUUGUAUUCUACUUUAGUCUUGUUCAUUUAUAAUCGUCAUGUUUUGUAUUUUUCAUGCAUGAAAUGAGCUGUCUCUGAGGAAUUUCAUUUACACUUCAUAUGCGAAUGCUUUAUAUGUUAACAUAUGUUGACAAUUUGCCAGUCAUAGUAUAUGUUAACAUAUUGUAUGUGAGCACUUGAUCUGUUAACACUUUAUUUGUUGACACAUAUGAUAACACAAAUUUUAGUGUAACAUGGUCACAUAUAAAUAAAUAAAUAAAUAUUUGGUACUUUGUAAAUCAGGAAACUUUUUAUAACAUGAAAUAUUUAAUACAUGUAUGUAAAUUUAGGGCACAUUUAUUCUUGUAUAUGUAGAUAUCAGUAGAUAUAUACUAUUGACAAACCAAGCUGUGAGGGUAGACCAGUACACCUGAUAUUGUUCUAUAUUGUUGCGACCAAUAUUCUCUGUCAAACAAUUGGCUUGUAGUGAUGCUCAACAGAUUUUUGUCAAUAUUGUUUAUACUUUGAUCAAAAAUUUCCCAUUGUUUUCUUUAAGGAUGUUCAUGUUGUAUUAACACUGACACAAAUUUUUAAAAUGUUUAUACAUGUAUGUAUAAAAUAACAAACCCUAACUUGCACCUAUGAUGUUCAUAUAUUUCUUGCACUUUCUAGUCGUACCUAGUACUAACAUAGUUUUAUUUACAUUUGUGUGAUUGUAUAUAUAUGUAAAUAGGUAUUUUUAUAGAUAAAGCAUUAAUAUUUUCUUAAGUAUUAAAAAUGUUUAUUUUUAGGUUUCUUUUAUUUCUAUGAUCUUUCAUAGUGCCAAAAUGUUUAAAUGUUAUAUAUUAUAUAUGUGUAGAAAUAUAUAUUACUCUUAAGUUUUACAAUCUUUAAGUUUUGUUACAAAAUGUUAUGACUUUUUUAUUUUUAUUUAUUUAUCAGAAAUGUUAUUUAAAACUAUUAAAUAUUUUUUAAUGAAAUUUCCAUGAAUGGCAGAGAGUAAAUGUCUAUGGUAGAUUUCUCACAAUUUAACUUUCAUCAGCAUAUUGUCAAACUUUUUACUUCAUUUCACAGUUUAUGAUAGAAAAUUUGAAGAAAAUAAUAUUUCCA